GCUCUAUCCGGAAUAACGUUACCAAGGAGUGAGUCGUUAGCACAAAAUGUGAAGUAUAGCUUUCAGGUGGACGAGAAAGCCACAAAUACAUUACGAUCUCUUUAUCAGUUCAUCGACGCAUGUCCUGUCUGCCAGACAGUGCCAGCGGCGAUGCUUGCCGGCGAAUGGCAAUUNUGCAGUUCAUCGACGCAUGUCCUGUCUGCCAGACAGUGCCAGCGGCGAUGCUUGCCGGCGAAUGGCAAUUGGUGA
Anisakis simplex (herring worm) is the source of this 249-nucleotide messenger RNA. The record is from the annotation of a GenBank genome assembly. Lineage: Eukaryota; Metazoa; Nematoda; Chromadorea; Rhabditida; Anisakidae.